CGGUUGGCGGCGGCCCCGGGCCCCCGGCGCGGGAAGCGGCGGCGGCGGGGCGGCGGCGGCGGCGCCAUGGAGCCGCGGGAGGUGAAGGACCGGAUCCUGGAGAACAUCUCGCUGUCGGUGAAGAAGUUGCAGAGCUACUUUGCUGCAUGUGAAGAUGAGACCCCUGCCAUCCGGAACCACGAUAAGGUGCUGCAGCGUCUGUGUGAGCACCUGGACCACGCCCUGCUGUACGGACUGCAGGACCUCUCAUCUGGCUACUGGGUGCUCGUGGUGCAUUUCACUCGGAGAGAGGCCGUCAAACAGAUCGAGGUGCUGCAGCAUGUGGCCACCAACCUGGGGCGCAGCCGGGCCUGGCUGUACCUGGCCCUCAACGAGAACUCUCUGGAGAGCUACUUGCGGCUGUUCCAGGAGAACCUGGGUCUGCUGCAUAAGUACUACGUCAAGAAUGCCCUGGUCUGCAGCCAUGAUCACCUGACUCUAUUCCUGACCUUGGUGUCUGGGCUGGAGUUCAUUCGAUUCGACCUGGAUCUGGAUGCCCCUUACUUAGACUUGGCGCCCUACAUGCCUGACUACUACAAACCCCAGUACCUGCUGGACUUUGAAGACCGCCUCCCCAGCUCGGUCCACGGCUCGGACAGCCUGUCGCUCAACUCCUUCAACUCUGUCACUUCCACCAACCUGGAGUGGGAUGACAGUGCAAUUGCCCCAUCUAGUGAGGAUUAUGAUUUUGGAGAUGUGUUUCCAGCAGUGCCGUCUGUACCCAGCACAGACUGGGAAGAUGGAGACCUCACAGACACUGUCAGUGGCCCCCGCUCCACUGCCUCAGACCUGACCAGCAGCAAGGCUUCCACCAAGAGUCCCACCCAGCGCCACAAUCCCUUCAAUGAGGACCAGGCAGAGACUGUGUCCUCCUCUGACACCACCCCUGUGCACACCACCUCUCAGGAGAAGGGGGAGUCCCACGCCCUGGACCUGCCAGACACCUGUACAGAGCUCGAAGUCAUCAGGGUCACCAAGAAAAAGAAAACUGGUAAGAAGAAGAAGACCAGAUCGGAUGAGGAAGCAAGUCCACUGCACCCAGCCUCUACCCAUCACACCUGUGCCAGGCGGGAGGAUGGCGACAGCCUUCUCAGCAGCCCAGGCCUUGGGCAGGGCUCACCAGACACCACCUUUGCUUCCCCCCAGGAGGAAGGAGAGGGGCCCAGCAGCACGGCUGAGAGCAGCGAGCGCUCAGAGCCCGGCCAGAUGGACCUGCUCAUCCCUGCAAUGAAGGACACCUCCAUGGAACGCUUGGGGCAGCCCCUGAGUAAGGUCAUUGACCAGCUCAAUGGGCAGCUAGACCCUAGCACCUGGUGCUCCCACAUCGAGCCCCCAGACCAGUCCUUUCGGACCGGCUCUCCGGGGGAUGCCCCGGAGAGGCCGCCAUUUUGCAACUUUAGUGAAGGGCUUUCAGCCCCAAUGGACUUCUACCGCUUUACCGUCGAGAGUCCAAGCACUGUUACAUCAGGUGGCAGCAACCAUGACCCUACAGGGACUGGCCAACCGCUGCAUGUUCCUGGUAGCCUUGAGGCUGUUGGCCAAGAAGAAGAGGGAGCAGGAGAGGGACAGACGCCUCGGCCCCUAGAGGACACUCCGGGGGAGGCUCAGGAGCCAGAGACCCGGGAACUAGAGACCCAAUUACCCCUGGUCGGUGAGGGGCCUGUGCCUGAGUUGGAGCCUGGGACCCAGGAGACUCUUUGCCAGCUCAAGCGAGACCAGCCCAGCCCAUGUCUGAGCAGCGCUGAGGACUCUGGGGUGGAUGAGGGGCAGGGCAGUCCUUCUGAGAUGACCCAUUCGGCAGAGUUCAGAGUAGACAACAAUCACUUACUCCUGCUGAUGAUCCAUGUGUUUCGAGAAAAUGAAGAGCAGCUCUUCAAAAUGAUCCGGAUGAGCACGGGGCACAUGGAGGGCAACCUGCAGCUGCUAUACGUGCUGCUCACAGACUGCUAUGUCUACCUGCUCCGGAAAGGAGCCACAGAGAAGCCAUACCUGGUGGAAGAGGCCAUUUCUUACAAUGAACUUGACUACGUAUCGGUGGGCCUCGACCAGCAGACGGUGAAGCUGGUAUGCACCAACCGCAGGAAGCAGUUUCUGCUGGACACGGCUGACAUGGCCCUGGCUGAGUUCUUCUUGGCUUCUUUGAAGUCAGCCAUGAUCAAAGGCUGUCGGGAACCACCCUACCCCAGCAUCCUGACUGAUGCCACCAUGGAGAAGCUGGCACUGGCCAAAUUUGUGGCCCAAGAAUCUAAGUGUGAGGCGACCGCUGUUACAGUGCGCUUCUACGGGCUCGUGCACUGGGAGGACCCCAUGGAUGAGUCCCUGGGCCCCGGCCCCUGCCACUGCUCACCCCCCGAGGGCACCAUCACCAAAGAAGGCAUGCUGCAUUACAAGGCGGGCACCUCCUACCUGGGCAAGGAGCACUGGAAGGCUUGCUUCGUGGCGCUCAGCAAUGGGAUCCUCUACCAGUAUCCCGACCGCACCGACGUCACCCCGCUGCUCUCAGUGAACAUGGGGGGAGAGCAGUGCGGUGGCUGUCGGAGAUCCAACACCACGGAUCGGCCCCACGCCUUCCAGGUCAUCCUUGCCGACCGGCCCUGCCUGGAGCUGAGCGCUGACAGCGAGGCUGAGAUGGCCGAUUGGAUGCAGCACCUCUGCCAGGCCGUGUCCAAAGGGGUCAUCCCCCAGGGGGUAACUCCCAGCCCCUGCAUCCCCUGCUGCCUGGUGAUCACCAACGACCGCCUCUUCACAUGCCAUGAGGAUUGCCAGACCAGCUUCUUCCGCUCCCUGGGCCUAGCCAAGCUGGCCGACAUCAGCGCUGUCUCCACCGAACUGGGCAAGGAGUACUGCGUCUUGGAGUUCUCCCAGGACAGCCAGCAGCCCCUCCCACCCUGGGUCAUCUACUUGAGCUGCACAUCUGAACUGGACCGAUUCCUUUCUGCACUGAACUCUGGGUGGAAAACCAUCUACCAGGUGGACCUCCCCCACAAGGCCAUCCCGGAAGCCUCCAACAAGAAGAAGUUUGAGGACGCCCUGAGCCUCAUCCACAGCGCCUGGCAGCGGAGUGACAGCCUCUGCCGCGGCAGAGCCUCCCGCGAUCCCUGGUGCUGAGGCAGAGCUGCCUGGCAUCCCAGUGGGGCAGGACAGGGGGCACACCGAGCAGCACAUACUGUCAUGGCUGUGUCAGCGUGCUGGUGGGGGCCAAGCUUCCAUCCGAGUGUUCUGCAGCCCACUCCCAUCCUGGGUGGCAGAACCACCAAGUGGGGCUUGAGGCAGAGUCGGCCCCCUCCCAGGGGUCCAGAACAGGUGUUCAACCCCCCUGGGUAUCCUGCCCGCAGAUAGGCACUGGAGAGUGCUGGGGGCAGAGGGUCCAGGCCCUGUGGGCUCUGCAGACAAACGGCCUCCUUCCUGGGGCCACCGCCUCAGUCCACACCAUCACUCCGGGAUGGUGAUGGAAUAACAUUGACUCUGAGGGAAGUGGAAGGACUGGGAGGGCAGGAACUUCUUCCUCUCCUGGGUCAGGGCCCAGGCUGAGGCUCGGGCUGCCCUGGGGCCCCUGAGUGCCUGGCCAACAUUGUUCAUUUUUGAACAUCCGCCUGGCUGUGCAAGGAGCUGGAACACUAAGAUCCCAGUGCAUGUUUUCUCCUAACGCCAUCCCCAGGCACACUGCUGCUGCCUUCCAGGGCCCAGGGCCAUGGACUAGGGGCCGGGCUGGCCCUCGCUGGCUACCAGGAGGCCCUGCAUGUCCACGGCCCCCUGCUCUUGCCUCUCCCCAAACCCGGCAGUACCCAUAGGACCCAGGAAUCAGGCCAUCUCCUUCUGCAGGGAGCAAAGGGGAGGGAGGCGAGCUUGGAGAGGAGCAGAGCACCAGCCUGGUGUCCAUGUUGGCGCCUCCUGGCUGUCCCCUGCUUGGCUGAGCCGGGCCUUUUCCGAGAGCUUUGUCAGGAGCCCUCUGGGGGAAGGGGUCAGGUGGUCUGGGUUUUGUUUUUUAAAAUAAAAUAGACAUGUUAUAUUGCCAA
Molecule: messenger RNA, 4055 nt
Organism: Equus quagga
Lineage: Eukaryota; Metazoa; Chordata; Mammalia; Perissodactyla; Equidae
Gene: PLEKHM2
Product: pleckstrin homology and RUN domain containing M2
Exons: 20
Coding region: 67-3147 (1026 amino acids)
Biological process (GO): regulation of protein localization; positive regulation of membrane tubulation; Golgi organization
Cellular component (GO): endosome membrane
Molecular function (GO): kinesin binding
Source: RefSeq, a predicted model, not a curated record